Messenger RNA from Melampsora larici-populina 98AG31, 1395 nucleotides. RefSeq lists its product as uncharacterized. The transcript is spliced from 5 exons. The coding region runs from base 1 to 1395 and encodes 464 amino acids. The record is from RefSeq and is a predicted model, not a curated record. NCBI's taxonomy places the organism in Eukaryota, Fungi, Basidiomycota, Pucciniomycetes, Pucciniales, Melampsoraceae.
AUGCCAUGUGAUCCAAUUAUGAAUUUGAUUCAUGAAAACGAGGAUCCCGAUGAAGUUUUUGAUCCACCUUAUUUGAUCGAGGAUGGUGACAACGCCCCAGCGCGUCAUCCCACUCUGGAGCGCCUUUGGCGCCAAGGCACUGAAAGCCGCCGCUUGAUGGAAGAAAGUCAAUCUUUCACCAUCGCGGUGGCUUUCAAGAUUCACACGAAUGAUUCAGUCGAUGUGAUGCCCGGUAUGGUGAAAGCACCCUCUUCUUCGAAGGUAACCGCCAGCAAAAAGAAAGCACCACCGCCUCCUACCACCGCCGUUAUUGAUUCAUCCGAUUUCAAGGAUGGACAGAUGUUGGACUUCAAAGUAUUCUUGUAUGGGAAAUCAUUGAAAGAAUUUAAGGACUUGAUUGGCGACGUUUGUGACAAUUAUUUCCCCGGGAUCAAGAAGGUCGUUCUUGAGAGUGCUUUAGCACCGAUGUUGACCUGGAACGCUAGUGUUGGUUCGAAGAAGAAUAAACUGAUCGAUUACAAGAAUUAUCAAGAGUUUGUGAACAACUUGGACAAAAGUUGUUCCUCAAAAGGUACGAUCAACAUCGUACUUCAGAAAGCUCAAGUGAAGGAAAAAAGAAAUGCACAGGCUAGUGGAGCAGUUGCUUAUAUAAAAGGAACCACUGGCCCGAACUCGAUUGAAGCCAAACUAGCCGCGUUCAAGGAGGAAACCGCCCUCGCGAAAGAGGAAAGUUUACGCGAUAGCUACACCACUCGAGCCAUACCUCCGAACACGAGGGAAUACAAGCGGGAGAUGGCUAAAAACGCUGUCGAACACCCCGACACAACCGUGGACAACCGUGUAAAAAAAUGUUACCCGGUGGCUAGCCCCAACCUUCGCAGUUCUACUUCGAAAAAUGAAAACCGCCGCACCUUCUUUGCGAAUCGACCUGCCGAGGAUGUCAAGGUCAAGGUAGAACCUUUGAGUCCUUCUGACUCUAAACGCAAACUCGAACACACCCCUUCCCUUCUGACCAGCGGGACUGUCAAGAAGAAAAUCAAACAGGAAUCUCCCACGGCAAAUACCCCCGAUAACGUUAUUUCCCUUCUCACCUCUGAGGAUCCACCCAAAUCCUCCAUGGGUCACGUUUCAGACUCGGACGUGGAGACUGAGGUCACCCAUUCGACACUUUUGGACAACUUUUUGGACGAAUGUGAGAUUCCUCGCAACGACGUCUCUACUUGCACCAUCCUCCGCAACGCCAACGUUUCCUCUUGGACCGAUUUAGUCCCGAGUCUCCAAAUGACGGUUAAUGUGUUGACUGGACAUGGAUUGUCCUUCGACAUCGCUAGGCGCCUCUUAGAUGCUGCCCAAGAGGCCGACGCGGAAAUGAAGAAGGCCACUACCUCCAAAUGA